Messenger RNA from Plenodomus lingam JN3, 1137 nucleotides. RefSeq names its product Delta(24)-sterol C-methyltransferase. NCBI's taxonomy places the organism in Eukaryota, Fungi, Ascomycota, Dothideomycetes, Pleosporales, Leptosphaeriaceae. The record is from RefSeq and is a predicted model, not a curated record. Gene Ontology annotation, cellular component: endoplasmic reticulum. Gene Ontology annotation, biological process: ergosterol biosynthetic process. Gene Ontology annotation, molecular function: sterol 24-C-methyltransferase activity.
AUGGCUCCUAGUGUCCUGGAGAAGGAAGACCACACUCGCGAUGCCGAGUUCAACAAGGCCAUGCACGGCCAGUCUGCAAAGGCUCGUGGUGGUAUGACUGCCAUGUUGCAAAAGGACAAGGCUGCACAGCAGGCUGCCGUCGACGAGUACUUCAAGCACUGGGACAACAAGACUGCCGCCGACGAGACUGAAGAGACACGAAAGCAACGACGAGACGAAUACGCAACCCUGACCAGGCACUACUACAAUCUUGCGACGGAUCUGUACGAGUAUGGCUGGGGCCAGAGUUUCCACUUCUGUCGCUAUGCCUACGGCGAGCCCUUCUACCAGGCCAUUGCCCGCCAUGAGCACUACCUCGCACACAAGAUGAACCUCCAGGAGAACAUGCGUGUGCUGGAUGUUGGCUGCGGUGUAGGAGGCCCUGCUCGUGAGAUUGUCAAGUUUACUGGUGUCAAUGUCGUUGGCCUCAACAACAACGAUUACCAGAUUGAGCGUGCGACCGCGUACGCCGAGAAGGAGGGUCUGUCACACAAGCUCAAGUUCACCAAGGGUGACUUUAUGCAAAUGUCGUUUCCCGAUAACUCGUUUGACGCCGUCUAUGCGAUUGAGGCUACCGUGCACGCACCGUCCCUCGAGGGCAUCUACAGCGAGAUUUUCCGUGUGCUGAAGCCGGGCGGUGUCUUUGGUGUCUACGAGUGGCUCAUGACGGACAAGUACGACAACGACAACCCCCACCACCGUGAGAUUCGUCUUGGAAUCGAGGUUGGUGACGGUAUCUCCAACAUGGAGAAGAUUGAGGUUGCGCUCGCUGCCAUGAAGACGGCUGGCUUCGAGAUGGAGCACAACGAAGAUUUGGCUGAUCGGGACGACCCAUACCCAUGGUACUGGCCUCUGUCUGGCCAGCUGAGCUACAUCAGCUCUCUUGGCGAUAUCCCCACCAUUCUCCGAAUGACUAAGCUCGGACGUGGUAUCAUCCACAAGUUUGUUGGCGGGCUGGAGAUGAUUGGCCUUGCCCCUCGGGGUACGCAGAAGACGGCUGACAGUCUUGCUGUGGCCGCAGACAGCCUUGUCGCUGGCGGUCGCGAGAAGCUGUUCACACCCAUGUACUUGAUGGUGGGCAGGAAACCUGCAGCCUAG